CUACGUGUAAUUAUCGGUAGUUAAAAAUAAAAAUAUAAAUACGCUACUAAGGCACAACCACUCACAAUUCCAGGAUAGAAAAAUUAGAUGGCAAAGCAACCCAGUUCGUUCGGCUAACAAACCCAACUAAAUUCCAGCUUCAAAUAGAGAGACGGCGACCUUUUCAAUUGUGUCGUGCCUGUGACCGAGUCGGGUCUCUGUGACCAGCCUGAACACAGUCAGCCCCUCGCAAGACACUGCUGGGGGGAAGAGCGGAGCUGCUCCACAUAUAUUUAUAAUAGGAAAUAAAACAAAAACAACACCGAACAGCAAUAACCAACGGCAGCCAAAAUUAAUAUCUUCCUCGAAACAAUCAGCCAGCUGGCUGCCUUUGCGACCAACAGCGAGAACAUGCAGCUGCUAAUAUCAUCGGUCUGCAUGGCGCUGACCAGCGCCGUAAUUGGCAAUGCAUAUUUCCAGAAGCAGCAGUUCUAUCCCGCUGUCGUCUACAUCACCAAAUCCAAUGCAUCAAUGGCAGUGAUUUACAUUCAGUUCUUUGUGAUUGUUUUCAUGUUCGGUAAACUGCUGCGCAAGAUAUUUCUGGGAACGCUGCGUGCGGCUGAGUUUGAGCAUUUGCUAGAACGCUUCUGGUAUGCACUCACCGAGACCUGUUUGGCCUUCACCGUGUUCCGAGAUGACUUCAAUCCACGCUUUGUGGCCCUGUUUACGGUGCUGCUGUUUCUCAAAUCAUUCCAUUGGCUGGCCGAAGAGCGCGUGGACUAUAUGGAGCGCUCGCCAGUACUCGGCUGGCUGUUUCACAUACGCGUCGGCAGCCUGUUGACCAUGCUGGGUAUUUUAGACUAUCUGCUGCUCAUACACGCCUACAAUUCGACAUUGGUGCGCGGACCUACAGUGCAGCUGGUCUUUGGCUUUGAGUAUGCGAUCCUGCUGACGGUCAUUGCCAGCACGACCAUUAAAUAUGUGCUGCACGCCGCGGAGAUGCGCACGGACACGCCCUGGGAGAACAAGGCAGUGUUUCUGCUGUACACCGAACUGGUGAUUGGCCUGAUCAAAGUGGUGCUCUAUCUGCUGUUCGUGGUUAUUAUGGCCAAGAUCUAUGCCCUGCCGAUGUUCGUGUUCCGGCCCAUGUUCUUUACCAUACGCAAUUUCCGGAAGGCUCUCAACGACGUGAUAAUGUCCCGACGGGCCAUACGCAACAUGAACACACUGUAUCCGGAUGCCACGCCCGAGGAGCUGCGACUGUCCGACAACAUUUGCAUCAUCUGUCGCGAGGAUAUGGUCAAUCACUCCAAGAAGCUGCCCUGUGGCCACAUUUUCCACACCACCUGCCUGCGCUCGUGGUUCCAGCGCCAGCAGACCUGUCCCACAUGUCGCCUCAACAUUUUACGCACUCCGGCAAUCAACUCUGUGGCCAUGCCCCGAGCAGCCGACGAUGCUGCAGCAGCUGCUGCUGCGGCUGCUAAUGGUGGUGGUGGUGCAGCUGGGGCUAAUGCUGCCGCAGGCGCAGGCGGCCCACAGCAGCCAGGAACAGAGGAUCCCAAUGCUGUGGCGGCUGCUGUGGCUGCAGCUGCAGCUGGACUGGACCUCGAUGGGAAUCUGGGAAGAGCCAGGCGGCCAGGUGGAGUCAACGUGCCAGCUAGUUUCACGGAACUCUUCGCCGAAGCCAAUCGCUUGCCGAAUGGAUUGCCCAACCUUGGCAUACCUCGACCGCCGAUUCCACCCAUGCCCAUGCUAUUCAUGAUGCCGCCGCAAUUUGCCUACUUCACCCCACCUCCCCUACCGCCGCCGCCCAUGCCCCAGGAUCUAUCCACACUCAGCGAUGAUGAGCUGCGCGCCAUGGAGGGAGACCAGCGCAAGCAUAUAGAGCAGCGCCUCAAGUUGCUGGGAAACAUUCAUCUAAUGCUGGACUCGGUGGGGAUCAUGAUGAACCAGUACCAGACACUGACGGCACGCUUGCAGCUAGCUGCAGGGCCCUCAACAUCCACACCAACUGCUCCUCCAGCGACAGGUGAUGCAACAGAAAGUCCUGCUGGUGUUGCUGCAACUGCAGCUGAGUCUUCAUCGUCAUCGGUGUAUGACAUGCCCAGUACCUCGGCGGCAGCUAGAAACCAGCAGGAAGAGACUCGCCAGCUUAAUACUACUGUUGGAGUGGCCGUGGUCGCAGCUGGCAAUGGUGUAGAGAAAGUGACUAUUGAGGAUCUGGGCGCUGACGAGGAUGAUGUACCCAGCACGGCCACAAAAACUGUGAGCCUAGGCAAUGCCGAGGCGGAGGUCGAUGAGAACUCCUCCAAAUUGAAUGAGCUGCGAGAGCGGCGCUUGAAGUUCUUGCAGGAUAACAACAAAGCGGCAAAUGGCAGCGAAAAGGCGACAACUGAUUAGAGCGAUUCCCAGAGGAACUGAACUCAAAGCGAACAGCAGUAGCAGCAGCAGCAGCAACGGCAGCGACAGAAGCCACAGCGACAACAUGCAGAUCUGAUGAACACAGCACCUCCAGUCUGCCUCCAAUGCCAUCCACCAAAAACAAAACAAAUUUUAUAUUCAAACGGAUGGGAUAUAUGUAUAUUGAUUUUGUUCUUUUCAUAUGCUCUGCCCAUUUCUGUGUGCUCUUCUUCCUUGGAACCUCCUGUUCCUUGACUCUGUUACUUUUGUAUGGCUUGCGAUUUGGAAAUUUAAAUAUAAUGACUAAGACGACUA
Messenger RNA from Drosophila guanche, 2694 nucleotides. RefSeq names its product E3 ubiquitin-protein ligase HRD1 (gene sip3). The coding region runs from base 391 to 2379 and encodes 662 amino acids. The transcript has 6 exons. The record is from RefSeq and is a predicted model, not a curated record. Gene Ontology annotation, cellular component: cytoplasm. NCBI's taxonomy places the organism in Eukaryota, Metazoa, Arthropoda, Insecta, Diptera, Drosophilidae.